AUGCUCUCGAACUCUAUUCGUAACAGGUACUAUUGCCCAGACAAGAUGCGCUUGGUAACGUUCGGCCCCGAGAAUCUCGCGGAGCAGCUCUCCACUGCCGAGAAGCUCUUCGGCUCCAUCCCCGUGGGCUCCGAGGAGUGCAGGACCAAGCCGGUGAACCGUUACGACAGCCCAGCACCGUUUACCAAGCUCAAUUUGGGGAAUUUUGUUCACAUUCAAGGCACGCAGCCGUCUGCAGCUCUGUGGCUGCACUUCCCCAUGGAAGCACUUACCGAGCAUUGGGCCAGCCAUCCGACGCAAUACAUCAGCUACCUCCUGGGCUACAGCGGGACAGACUCGCUUAGCCACGUUCUCGCCGACCAGCUUGGCCUCACGACCGACUCGGGCGCCAUGUUCGACAAGAACUUAGCAGGCUCUCAGCUAUUCUUCGUGGCCACGCUUACCGAGAAGGGCCGUAAGGAUCCGUCUGCGGUAAUUGACGUGUUCUUCUCCUAUUUGGCCGAAGUGCGCAGGAGGGGUGUCGACGAGGCGCUCUACAAGUCAAUCGCCAACAUCUCCGCCCUCGAGUGGGAUUGGGACGAAAUGUCUGGCCCCAUGGACACCGCAUCUGGCCUCGCUGGGCUCAUGACCAGACCCGUGCCAGUGGACAAGCUCCUCUCGGCAUCCAAUCGCAUUGAUAAGAUCGAUACCAAGUUGGUGGCGUCGCUGCUCGAGAAGAUCAACCCAGAAAAUAUGAAUGCUGCGCUCAUCUACCCGCCCGUGGAGGAGAAGGAGCUGCCGAACGUCAGCACCGUCCAGAGGGGGCUCCAGCAGGGUGCUUUCAAGAAGCUGCCAUUCUACAACGUGAGCUACAACGUCCAGCCCAUUUCCGAGAUGCUGGGUGACAGCAUGGGCAGGUGGCAGGCUUUGUUGAGGAACCCGCAAGAGCCUAAGGUCGCACUUGCAGCGUCUAAGCUCCCGAGGAUCCCGAGUGAGAUCAAGGACGUGCCGACGAAGAUCCCGCUCGACAACAUGCACGCAGUCCUCCCAGGCUCCAAUGCUAGCUUUGACGAAAAGCUGUUCGGCCAGAAGCCGCAGAAACUUGAGGAUGACCUGUGGUACCGCAGUGGGUGGGUGACAUCCUCGCCCAAGGUGACGAUGCAGCUGAGCUUCAUGCCGCUGAAGACGCCUCUGGAGCCCGAGAUGUCCGCGGUGGACAUGAUGCGCCUGCAGCUGUAUAGCCGCUUGCUGAAAGAGGAGAUGGGGCCGAAGCUGGUGGACCUCAAAGCCACUGGGGUCUCUGGCGGCAUUUCGGUCGGCUCGGGCGGGGUCUCGCUCAGCUUCGACGGCUUCGCCCCUUUGCUACCCAGGCUGGCGGACGAGGUGCUGAAGGAGUUCAACGCCUUCAACGCCAACUCCAGCAUCACAGAUCCGAAGCGCUACGAACGCGUGGUGCAGGACCUGCGCGAGGACCUGAGCACCUACGACGGCAUGCCAGUGUCGUACGCGAACGGCGAUUUGAGCAUGUUGCUCACGAAGGGGGGCCAUUCGCACAAGGAAGCCCUGAAGGCGCUCGACCAGAUGACCCUGGAGUCGGUGGCCAGUGCGGCCGAGGAGCUCAUGCUGUCCCGCAAGCUUCAGCUCACCUCGCUGGCGAUGGGCAACUUGCCGCAGUCACAGGCUGCGGAGCUGGUCCAGCAGGCCGCCGCGGGCGUGCAGAGCAAGGAGCGCAGGAGCAAACUGACGGCCAGCAGCGACGCGAAGGUGGAACUGAUCACCCCGGUCGUGAACCCAGGUCAGCCCAUUGAGUUGCGCGCCAAGAACCCCCGGGACGGCGACCCGAACGACGUGGCAGUGGUGGCCCUCCUGGACGAGGUGAAGACGGUGAAGAGUCGCGUGUUGCUCGGCCUCGUAGGGAAGAUUUUGGGCACGGUGGCCUACAACGAACUGCGCACGGUGCGGCAGUUGGGCUACGUUGUGCAGGGCGGCGCGUCUUCGUUCUCGAACGUGAUGGCCGUCAAGGUGAUGGUGCAGGGCAUCGUCUUGGACGCCGACCAGGCCGAGGCCGCCAUCCAGGCCGUCAUCACCGACUUCAUGCCCCGGAGGCUGGCCGAAUUGAAGCAGGAGGAACUGGACUCCAUGAAGAGCGCCCUGCUGAACGAGCUCAUCACCCCGCCCGUGGGCGCUUCCGAGGAGGCAGGCCACUUCUGGGGCCCCGUGCAGCAGGGCGGCCGCUGCUUCGAGCUCCAGGACGAGAUGUUUGCGUUCCUGAACACUACCGGCGCCGUCACCAAGCAGGCGCUGCAGGAGACGUGGACGGCACUUGCCAUGCCGCCCGAGGGCAUUCGCAAGAAGGUGGUCGCGAAGUACUUCGCGAAGACGGUGCCGCCGCUGCCGCAGGCGUCCGAGGCCGCGGCGAUGUGGACGAAGCAGGGGGUGCCGGAGGCGCACCAGGCCAUGCUGCAGGCGGAGCUCGCGAAGACGCUCGUCGUGGACCGCGCAGACUCGCAGACGCGGGAGCAGGUCCUGAAGACCGGGGGGUACUUCCCCACGGACCUCAAGUGCUCCCGCGCCGCGAAGUAG
Messenger RNA from Prorocentrum cordatum, 2562 nucleotides. NCBI's taxonomy places the organism in Eukaryota, Dinophyceae, Prorocentrales, Prorocentraceae. The record is from the annotation of a GenBank genome assembly.